GUGAAGUGCAUGCCUGAAGACCUGUGGGACCUCGAUGACUCGCAGGAGCGCAGGCCAUUUUUCGUGAGAACGCCCCUCCCAACGGAAUGGGAGCGAUUCGAUUAUUAUGCGAGGAAAGUGAAAGCCAUCGUUAUCGGGUCCGAAUUUGACCACGAAGACCUCAUCGCGGACGUCUGCGCGCGGGGGAAGAAUCCCUUGUUCCCUAAACUGUGCGCCGUUAACAUGUGGCUCGUUUCCGAUACGUUCUCGUACUUGCCAUUCUUCCUGACCCAUCAUGUGCGCCAAGUCCGCAUUUAUGUGAAGUGCGAGUGGUCCGGGAGAGGCCUGAACCGCUUCCUCGAUUUCUUGCAACAACGGACUUCGAGGGUGGAAUCUGUACGUCUCGAAUAUGAGGAGGAUGUAGACGUGCCGUACGCUCCUCUGUCUGACUUCGUCACUCCUCUCGAAUGCCUAAACACGUUCGAGUGGGACAUCCCGUUGCCCUGGACGGACGUAUGGGAGCUCGCGAAACUGCCGAAUCUCCAUACUCUGAAGCUGACAGUCAAGGAUCCCGCUGUCAACCUGCACGGCUCCCCUUUACUUCCCUUCCCGGCACUGCUGGAUCUCGACCUUACAAUGGAGACUAUGGAAGGCUGCCUGAAUUUCCUGGAUGCUCUCCGGCACCGCCCCUUACAUUCGCUCGUGAUAGAGGGCGAUCGCACAGCACUGGACGACAUCCCUUCCCUAAUACAGUAUCUCUCCCAGCCUCGCCUAACCGAAUCGCUGAAAAUCAUAGUCAUAAACGGUACCCUCGACGCUUUGUGGGUCCCAAUACCAUUCGAACGCUUUCGGCCCCUUCUUUUACUCAAACACCUC
Messenger RNA from Gloeophyllum trabeum ATCC 11539, 855 nucleotides. RefSeq lists its product as uncharacterized. The record is from RefSeq and is a predicted model, not a curated record. NCBI's taxonomy places the organism in Eukaryota, Fungi, Basidiomycota, Agaricomycetes, Gloeophyllales, Gloeophyllaceae. The transcript is spliced from 2 exons. The annotation marks the transcript as partial.